AUUUACUCUUUGCUGAAAGAUAAUCAUAGAAGGAAAUAAUACUCUUCUAGGAAAAUCAUUUUCGAAGAAUGUAAUAUGCUUAACGAAAAUAUAUUUUGAAACUGGAGAUUUUUUAUGCUUCUUUGUUACCCAAGGAAGAGUGACCUACAACUACGCCAACGUUUCAGUUAUUGUAAUCACAUAAAUAAUUUAAGGUUUAAUACUUCUUUUGGUCCCACCUUUUGGGGUUUUUGUUCAAAAUGGUCCCACCUUUGGAAAAAAUUCAAUUUGGUCCUAUAUUUCAUUAAAUUUUGUUCAAAUUGGUCCCUAUGGCAAACGGCGUUAAAUAUCUAACAGUCCAGAUGCUGGCGUGGCAAAGUAUUAUCCAUCUGUGUCNAAUUUAUAUUACGUGGCUGUUUGACAAAAUUUAAGGGUAAUUAAAAAACCCCUAAUUAAAUACAAAUUACAAAAUUAGGGUAAUUGAAAAACCCCAACCCCUAAUUGUUUCGUCAAUCGCGAUUGGAGAAGAAGGCUUUGCUAUUCAUUUGUCGCCAUUGGAGAUCAAGUCAGCGGUCAUUGCGUGAGGGUGGUAGUUCAACAUUGCACGGGGGUGAGACAGGGGACGUGUUAUUGUCGGCUUUUGUUCAUCGUGGUCCCAUUAUUAGUUUUUUAAGUUAUUUUAGUGGUCCCCCUUUGACAUGUCUGAGAAAAGAAUUGAGGUUGUGGUCCACCAUGGUGGGACCUUGAUAACACAGUANCCUAUUAACUAUAUAAAUGGAGAUAUUGUUUACUGGGAUGUUGAUCCCGAUAGAUGGAGCUAUUUUGAAAUAAUUGGUGCAUUAAAAGAGUUGGGGUACCUUCACGUGCAACAGUUGCUUUNUAGCAUAGAUAAUGUGUUGCAUGAAGUGAAUGAUGAUAAAGGAGCAAUGAAUAUGAUGGGNGUGGGAAAGCAUUUUGGAAAAGUNGACUUGUAUGUUGUGCAUGGCGUGGACCAUGCAGAGGUUGUAGAAGUUAACGAACCUGAAGUAGGGGUGCAGUUGUUGUUGACUCAGGGUGAGCUGGUUAAUGAGAGUGAUAAAAGUGAGGAAGACGGUGCUGGAAAUGAGGUGGAUGCUGGAGUCCAGGAAGAAAUUGUAGUGGAGACACAAGUUCAAAAUGAAGUAGAAAGUGAGUGUGGACUAAACAAUGAGGUUGAAGUAGAGAGUGAGGUUCAAGUAGAGAGUGAGGUUCAAGUAGAGAGUGAUGGUGAAGGGGACAAUGAAGUUCAAGUGGAGAGUGAGGAUGAAGGGCAUAUGGAUCAUCUUAGUGGUGAUGAGUACGUGGAGGAGGAGGAAGAAGAAGAAAUGGGUUUUGGUUUGGAGGACAGUGAUGAAGAGUGUAUGGCUAAGGUCAAUUGUAGGGGGUUGUCAGAUGAUGAAUGGCAUUCUGAUGUCUUGGUAAGUCCACAAAAUAGUGGUAGUGAGAAUGAGAGUGAAGAUAGACCACAACCAGGUCCAUUUCAGACAUAUGAGAAACAAAAGAGUAUGACAGAUUAUAAGUGGGAAGUUGGGACANUAUUUGCUGAUAAGGCUCACUUUAUUGAGGCCAUUAGAACUUAUGCUGUGCAUACUGGGAGGGCUUUGAAGUUUGUUAAAAACGAUAAGCGUAGGGUGAGAGUUAGAUGCAUGGGUGCACAAGGUAAGUGUCCAUGGACAGCUUAUUGUGGUUAUUUACCAUCCCGACAGUUUUGGCAAUUAAGGAAAAUAAAUGACACCCAUAGUUGCAGCAGGCAACUUAACAUUAAGAUUAUGAAUACAAAGUGGNUGAGUGAAGAAAUAGAUAGGUCUUUACAAGAAAAUCCAAACUUGAAGGUGCAAGAUAUACGAGAAAAAGCUUUACGUAAAUGGAAUACUAAGAUUUCUGUAUCGAAAGCCCGAAGGGCAAAGUUGAUGGCAACAAGGCAACUUAUUGGAGAUUUCAAAGAACAAUAUAGAAGAAUACAUGAUUAUGGACAUGAACUUUUGAGGUCUAAUCCUGGGUCAACAGUUAAGGUGGAGGUUGAUACUGUUAAUGGUAAUGCAGUGUUUAAAAGAUUCUAUGUUUGCUUGAAAGGUUGUAAGGAAAGUUUUGUGAGUUGUAGGCGAAUUAUAUGCUUAGAUGGAUGCUUUUUAAAAGGCCAGUAUAAGGGGGAGUUGCUCACUGCAAUUGGAAGGGACCCAAAUGAUCAAAUGCUUCCCCUUGCAUAUGCCAUUGUUGAGGUCGAGAACAAAGAGACAUGGAGUUGGUUUCUACAGUUAUUGAUAGCAGAUCUUGGAGGAAAUGAAGUGUGUCGUAGAUGCACAUGGAUGUCUGACCAACAGAAGGGGUUGGUCCACGCUAUAGACGAACUUUUGCCUAAGGUAGACCAAAGAUUCUGCAUGAGGCACCUAUANGCNAACUUUAGAAAACAGUUCCCUGGUCAGACUUUGAGGNCGCUGAUGUGGAAGGCUGCCACAAGCACGUACCCCCAGGCAUGGGAGAGAGAAAUGCUGAAUAUCAAACAGGUCAACUUAGAAGCUUAUAAGUACNUGAUAUCCAUACCCCCCAGGUAA
Messenger RNA from Vigna radiata var. radiata (mung bean), 2549 nucleotides. RefSeq lists its product as uncharacterized. The transcript has 3 exons. The record is from RefSeq and is a predicted model, not a curated record. The coding region runs from base 678 to 2549 and encodes 623 amino acids. NCBI's taxonomy places the organism in Eukaryota, Viridiplantae, Streptophyta, Magnoliopsida, Fabales, Fabaceae.